CCUUCAGUUUUUAACCCUCUCCCCACUCACCCUUGUCAUUACUGAGGAACAUCGGCGAAUGGCGUACUUUCUUUCCGGGCUUUAUUUUAGCCCUUUCAUUAGUGAGUAUUGGUUGCAGAGCAGAGGGUGGGGCCUGCCCGUACACGAAGAUAGAGGCACAAGCAGGCCACUGGUUUGAUGCCAGUGUCUCCAUACUCGAAUGCUCUUCAAUGUGUGAGGGAGCUGUGUGUCUCUUCAAUGUCUCAGAGGUUGAUAACUACUCCCUGAAUAUGACUGGCUGCAGUACCAUCAGUAUUCGGGGAGAAGCAUAUGCAGGGGAAAGAGAGAUUUCAUUCCAAUAUAAUUUUACUUGUGACCUGGAUCCUCCGGUACCCAAAACACAAGAGGCUUUACUCCUUCUUAGAGGUUUAGAGAUGAAGAUUCAACUUCAUAGCCACGAGAAAUCAUCAGUUGUGGAAACAGUCGAACUGUCGUGUUUCUCUCAUCUCAACGACUCGAGGGACGUCCCUGUGUCAUUUCACCUGGUACGGGGGACUAGCACUCUCUCUGUACCCUGCCCCGUGGACUCUAACACAACAGAAGACACUAACUAUACUCUCGGGUGUGUGUCUCCCAUACAAGGCGGGGAUUGGCAAAUCUGCAGAAACAAAUCCUCACCCUACAACUGCUACCUGAUUCUUCACGACUUUGACGAUUCAGACAGUGGAAACUACACUUGUUCUACUAAUAUCACGGGGAAAGAAAUACUGUCUAAUGAACUCGAUCUUCAAGCAUUGAAACUCCUGGGACCUGCUGAAAAGCCUCGCAGUAAAAGUCACAGCCCAAGUUCAAAGGUGGUGCUAGGUUUGGGGAUUGGUAUAGGGGUGCUGUUGUUGCUUCUGCUGUUGAUGGUUUUGGUUCUAAAUGCAGUAAGGUCAUAUCAAAGAGCUAGGAAUGAUCGUUAUCAGAGGUUGUUUGAGCAAGAUCAUGAAGACAUCAACACUCCAGGAACAAGCUCAGGUACAUUUUACAUAGACAACAUGGCACAUUAUAUGUUUGUGAUAGCUACCAAUACCCUAUAUUAACUAUAGACACUUCUAAGGAGCCAGUUGAUGUGCUAAUCACUGACAAUAAUUAUAGUGGAACCUCUGAACAAGGGACACUAUGGGGCCAGUGAUACUAUUUUCCCUUGUAACGAGGUCGUCCCAAUCUCGGAGGUCAAAUAAUACUAGCAUGGGGUUAAAACAAGCGUCUCUUUGUAGAGAGGUUGUCCUUAUCUCGGAGGGUCCCUUAUCAGAGGUUCCGCUGUAGAUAUGGAAAUUAUAGCUCCUGUGUUUUUUCAGAAGCCUCAUCAGUCAAUGUGGCUGUAGUGAAUGCUGCAGUCCAGGCUGAGUCAAAUGGUAACAGAUCAACCACUACCCAUCCUGUAGUGUCCCUGGAACAACCGGAUGGCUCACAAGAGAGAAGCUCUCCUCCAGACACUCGAAGCCCCUCUCCUAACACCUGAACUAUUUCAUCAUUGGCAAUAAUAAUUAUGUACUUUUUACUUCUUUGUAACGUGUGUUUCAUUUACAUAAUACUUUAUUAAGUUAACUUUUGACGAUCGAGUCGAGCUUUUUGUCCCAAGGCAUUUGGUGCUGUAAUGCAGCCUGACGUGUCGCAAUGCCAAGA
Molecule: messenger RNA, 1650 nt
Organism: Geodia barretti
Lineage: Eukaryota; Metazoa; Porifera; Demospongiae; Tetractinellida; Geodiidae
Source: the annotation of a GenBank genome assembly